AUGGUCCUGACCGUCUCCCAGCAGAUGAAUGUCGAAACCGACAUCAUCACCUUGACCCGUUUUAUUCUCGAGGAGCAGCAAAAAUUCGCUCCAAACGCUACUGGCGAGUUGUCUCUCCUUUUGAACUCGCUCCAGUUUGCAUUCAAGUUUAUUGCCCACAACAUUAGAAGAGCCGAAUUGGUCAACCUUAUCGGUAUCUCGGGUACCGCCAACACCACCGGUGAUGUGCAGAAGAAAUUGGACGUGAUUGGUGACGAGAUUUUCAUCAAUGCCAUGAAAUCUAGUGGUAACGUCAAGGUUCUUGUUUCUGAGGAACAGGAAGAUCUCAUUGUCUUCGAGGGUGGUGGCCGUUACGCCGUGUGUACUGACCCAAUUGAUGGUUCUUCCAACAUUGACGCCGGUGUCUCCGUCGGUACUAUUUUCGGUGUUUACCGUUUGAGAGACGACUCCACCGGCUCCAUCAAGGACGUCUUGAGAAAGGGUACUGAGAUGGUUGCUGCUGGUUACACCAUGUACGGUGCCUCUGCUCACCUCAUGUUGACCCACGGCAGAGGUGUCCAUGGUUUCACCUUGGACACCCAGUUGGGUGAGUUCAUCUUGACGCAACCAGACUUGAAGAUUCCUCCAACCAGAGCCAUCUACUCUGUCAACGAAGGUAACUCAUACUACUGGCCUGAAUACGUGAAGAAGUACAUUGCUGACUUGAAGGAACCACAGGAAGAGUUGAAGGGUAAGCCAUACUCGGCACGUUACAUUGGUUCCAUGGUGGCCGAUAUUCACAGAACACUCUUGUACGGUGGUAUUUUCUCGUACCCAGCCGACUCCAAGUCUAAGAACGGUAAGUUGAGAGUCUUGUACGAGUGUUUCCCAAUGGCCAUGUUGAUGGAGCAGGCCGGUGGUUCUGCUGUCAACGAUAAAGGUGAGAGGAUUUUGGACAUCUUGCCAAAGGGCAUCCAUGACAAAUCUGGCAUUUGGUUGGGCUCUAAGGGCGAGGUCGACCGUUUCUUGACCUACGUUCCAUAA
Molecule: messenger RNA, 1023 nt
Organism: Candidozyma haemuli
Lineage: Eukaryota; Fungi; Ascomycota; Pichiomycetes; Serinales; Metschnikowiaceae
Gene: FBP1
Product: fructose 1,6-bisphosphate 1-phosphatase
Exons: 1
Coding region: 1-1023 (340 amino acids)
Biological process (GO): fructose metabolic process; fructose 1,6-bisphosphate metabolic process; sucrose biosynthetic process
Cellular component (GO): cytosol; cytoplasm
Molecular function (GO): fructose 1,6-bisphosphate 1-phosphatase activity
Source: RefSeq, a predicted model, not a curated record